AUAACCUCGUAGACGCACGCCGCAGGUGUCUGACUUGCUUAGGCGAUGGCGGACGCUACAGUGAGUGAAACGGAGGAUGAAGUCGUUUCUUCGAGCUUGCUUGUGCUAACUGGUGACCAUCCCACUCAUUUUUCCCCUGGUGAUCGCUGGAAUCUCUGCGUGGAAGGUUGGGACACAGAUGACGGACGAGAUACUGCUUCGGAGUCGGUGAGGAAUGCCAGCCGAUGAACGGAUCCGGAAGAACACGUGGGAUCGACGGAAGACUCUGAAAUCGAUCAGCUCCUGCUUGCUGCAUCUCAAGACUACGAGGCGGCGGCGGUGAGCGCGCGCGAAACGGAGGAGGAUGACAGUAGCACUAACCAUCGUUUUGGUGCGCCUGAGAGGCUAGAAAGUCUGGAGUGCCGCCGAAGACUCGUAGGCAGACGUCUUGGGCUUGCGGGGUGUAGUUGUUCAUUAGUGGGAAAGCAGCUAUUGCAUAAUGAACUAUGAACGUUAUGUAACCAAAAGCAACAGGUGUCUAACUGACAGCUGGCGGUCUACGUGAAAUAAGACACCUGAUUAUACCAUACAAAAUUAUGCAUGCCAUCGUCUAAGUGACCUCACAAGUAUGUUGCUUACCCCUAGGGGUUACACCUAAACAUUCACUUCCAAAAGACUAUACUAUGCAUCUAUUACACACAUUUGCCUAACUCCCAUAUGAUGUUCUGCCUCAUGCGCCGAACUGUUAACCCUCCUAAGCAGUGGUAAAUAAACAUAUCUAAUAAGAAUUGCAUGCAACUGCGAGAGCUGCCGGCAAAAAUACAAUAACCAUUACAACAACACUAACAACAGACACAACGCAACACCAUACACCAGAGAUUGAUUUAUUUAGAGCACCUUCUAUCAAAGUGCUCUGUGGAAAAAACCACACUCAGCCAAAAAAAAACCUAAUCUAAUCUAAUUUCCCUAAUCUCUGAGGGAAAAAUUCUGAGUGUGGAAAAACCCGCUAGCUACACCUAAACAUGUACUAUCAGUCAGUCUCCGACAAAUAGCAGCAAGCAGCUGUUCCUUCACUGCUCUUUCCAUGACACUACUUCCACAAUAAUCCUUGUGGCACAACACUCCUUAGCUGUCUCCAUAUUGUCCCUGCAAAGUAAGAACUCAGCAGAACCUCCACUAAAGUAUUAUUUUCUGUCUAAUUCGCUGCGCUCAAACGAAAUAAAAUACAUGUACGAAAUAAAACUACAUCUAUAUGCACUUCUGCCUCAUCAGGCCACACUCAAUACCACUUACCUGACAAUCAAUGACGACAUUUUUUGCUUACUUUAAAGUAAAUUUUGGAGUAGUUUAUGUUUCACCAGUUCACCCUUCAACACUGUGCCUAUAAGUAUAAUACUUCAUCUUUGCUCCUACAUUUUAUGAUCAUUUCAGAUCCAACAGUAAUCUUGAGAGAAGCCAUGAAGGAUGGCUACAUUCCCCACAAAGACGACCUGUUCCUUAUUAACGGACCAGGAGGGGUGGGCAAGUCAAGUCUCAUUUCCAUGUUCCUCGGGAAACAGAGAGAUCUCGCUCGUGUCAGCACUGCAGUCGCGGAAGAGUCCCUCCACCUCUGUCCCGUCCGAGAUGUGUCAACCUCAACCUUCACCGGUCAGUGGGAACUGGUGGACAUCGACCGUCAGGCACGCAUGGUUGCCCACACCAGUCGACACCUUCUCACUAGUGAAGGUGUUCAGAGAAUAGAAGCAUCAGCCGAAAAUGAGGAGCAAGUCGAAGCUUUCCUUGCUUCUCCUCCCGAGUUACUACAACAAACACCAACAAAGAAAGGCGAGUUGGCAAAGAUAGCCUCCAAGCUCUUUGCUGGGCUGAGAAAAUUGGUGAAGAGAUCACACCAGGCUGCAACCCCCGAGACUGAGCCCUCCCUGGCCACCACACUGGGAGAUGACACCGACAAUAUUGAGGGUAUGUUUGCUCGUUUCAACGAAGGUAUCAAGGGCAUCAUCCGUGAUCCACUUGAUUUCGCCAAUCUGCUUCUCCACUACUCCAUCCGCCUGCUUGACUCGGGAGGCCAGCCACAGUUCCACGAGGUCGUCUCCAUUGUCUUGCCAGCUGUCACGGGCAUCAUCUCAGUCUUCAAGCUCUCUGAGCCUCUUGCUGUUCACGGAGAGGUUGUGUUAUACAAGGAUGGGGUGCAGGCCAACGAUCCUUACAAGUCAUACCUCACCAAUGAGCAAGUGAUCCGUCAUGAUCUCCUGGCCAUCCAGUCAGAAGCCAGCCGCAGUGGUAACAAGGAGAUACCCAAUCUUGCUUUUGUAGGCACAUUCGUUGAUCAGAAGGAUGCCUGCGCCGAAGAAACGCCUGAUCAGAAGGAUGAGCGCCUGCAUUCCAUCAUCGCUGAGAUCCUACCAGAAGAGCUGCGACAGUGCGUUAUUAGUAAUGGUGGGUCGCUACGGCAGGUGACGUUCAGGGUGAAUGCCCGAACACCCAGCGACGAAGAUUACGAGACAGCAAGACGACUGAAAGAGGCUCUGAGUAGGCAGUCGCAGUCGAAACCUAAAAAUCUCCCACUUAAAUGGUGUGGAUAUGAAGUAGCCAUUCGCAAGCUUAUGGAGCAGCUCAACCGUCAGAUUCUGAGUCUGCAGGAGUGCGAGUUUAUUGGCUCCAAGCUUGGCUUCGAUCCCCCAUCCCUGAAAGCGUGCCUCAACUACUUGCGUGAGCUCCACAUCUUAUCAUUCUAUGAUGCCCUGCCCAAUGUCGUCUUUGGCAGUUGUCAGGUGAUCCUGGACAAGAUCACUGAGCUUGUCACCUACAGCCUCGAGCUAAAGAAGGGAAAUCGUCCACUCGGCGGGCUUGAGCGAAAGUUCCAUCAGCAAGGCAUUCUCACUCUAGAAAUCCUCAAGUCCGAAGCAUGCUCCAAGCAUUACAGUAGUAACCACUUUGCACCAGAGGACCUGCUGAAUGUUCUCAAGUCGCUUUUCAUUGUCACGCAGGUUGGGCCGGGGAAAUACCUCAUGCCUUGCAUUCUGGAAGUCGGUGACAUCUACCCUUACCCCCAGCCUGCUCAGGACAACGUCCGAUCUUCCUUUGUCCUCCACUUUUCUAAGAAGAGCCCGAUGCUUGGAAUCUACUGCUGCACCAUCUCCUACCUGCUGACUGUGGCUGGCUGGAAGCUGUUGUCAAGGGAUGGGGAGGUAGCUCAGGUAGCUAGGAACAGCAUCACUUUCGAACUGCCUCAAAAUCUUCCCGGGAAACUGACUUUCCUCGAUCCCCUUUCCUCCUACCUGGAGGUAGCUGUCGAUCUUCAAUCUGUGGGUGCACAGCACAGCACAGUGCUCUACAAGGAGAUUCGCGACACGUUUGUCAAAGCAAUGAAGAGCGCAAUGAAAACCCUCCACUAUGAGGUGAGGACACCAGAACUGUCCUUCCUGUGCCCUGAGCCGAGCUCUCUAUGCUCCACCUUCCCUCAUCUUGCCACACUCAAUACCACUCACAGCUUUCUCACCUGCUCCCUUAGUCCAGACUGCGUGGCCCAUCCUCUCACUCCUGACCAGAAGAUGUGGCUCCCUACUCCUGCAGAAGGUCCUGAAAAGAUGACAAACCGAAGACGACAGAAAAAAGCCACCGCAGCUGCUCCUAUAUCAAUUCCCCCCACCUCCCAGCCUCCCCUCUCUGUCUCCACAGCUCCUGCCUCCUCUACCACUGCCACCACUACUACCAACACUCCUGGUGAGUUCUGAGCUGAUGUAAUUAUUAGAUGACAUUUUUAGCGAGCGGGAGCGAUCCAACUACAGAUAUACAGCCACUGCCACCACUACUACCAACACUCCUGGUGAGUUCUGAGCUGAUGUAAUUAUUAGAUGACAUUUUUGGCAAGCGGGAGCGAUCCAACUACAGAUAUACAGCCACUGGUGAUCACAGGGAGGAGUAUAGUUUGUCAUCCUCCGCUGCUGGAGGUGUGCCUCUCGUGCGUGCGAUGCCAGCAAGAAGGGCGUGCUUU
This is a messenger RNA of Geodia barretti, 3973 nucleotides long. Lineage: Eukaryota; Metazoa; Porifera; Demospongiae; Tetractinellida; Geodiidae. The record is from the annotation of a GenBank genome assembly.